Schistocerca cancellata (South American locust) is the source of this 563-nucleotide messenger RNA. RefSeq names its product cuticle protein 16.5-like. NCBI's taxonomy places the organism in Eukaryota, Metazoa, Arthropoda, Insecta, Orthoptera, Acrididae. The coding region runs from base 141 to 494 and encodes 117 amino acids. The transcript has 2 exons. The record is from RefSeq and is a predicted model, not a curated record.
UCAAGGCGUGGUCGUGGUCCGCGCCUCGCCGAUCCGUUACCGCGGUCGCCAAAUCCGGUGCGCCGCUCCGCGUAUAUAAGACCGCGGCACGCCCAGGCAGCUGCACUUCUCCUGUGACGUCCCAGCACCACACAGCCGCGAUGUACUCUACUCUGGUGGUGGUGAGCGCGCUGCUGGCGGUGGCCUCCGCCGGGCUGCUGGCGUCCCCCCUGGCGGGCGCGCCGCUGCUGCCCAAGGUGCAGGUGGCGCCCGCGCAGGUCAACGUGGUCAAGCAGCCCAUCACGGUGCAGCAGCCGGAGCUGCGCUACCGCGAGGUGCCCGUCCCCGUGCGCGCCGUCGCCUACGCCGCCCCCGCCGUCAGCUACGCCGCCCCCGCCGUCGCCUACGCCGCCCCCGCUGUUAGCUACGCCGCCCCCGCCGUCGCCUACGCUACCCACGCCGUCGCCCCAGCCAUCUCCUACGCCGCGGCUGCACCCAUCGUCAAGGUCCACUGAGACGAGAUAUAGCGCGCUGUGUAUGUUUCUUCCUACGAUGCACUGCAUUCAAUAAAAGACAUUUUUUUU